Messenger RNA from Salvelinus sp. IW2-2015, 846 nucleotides. The record is from RefSeq and is a predicted model, not a curated record. Lineage: Eukaryota; Metazoa; Chordata; Actinopteri; Salmoniformes; Salmonidae.
UCCAGGCAGUUGCAGCAGCAGCAAGCAGAGUUGGGGGGAGGAGGGAGAGAUGGUCUGUACGAGGCAGGACAGGUUACACUUCCACAGAUGCCUGUCCAGGCCGUGACCGCAGCUGGAACUGACCACAGUAAGACCAUGGACAAGGCAGAGAUGCACCCCUCCAUGUACCCCAACCCAGACCAGGCCAAGUUCCUGCCCUCCACCUCUGCCCCCGGAGUACCCAUCUACCCUCAGGACAACAACAACUACACCACUGCCAACCGCUCCAACGACACAUACAGCAGGUCAGUAGGGAUGGCCCCUCAGAUGGUGCAGYCAUCCCACUCCGCAGGCCAGAUGCUGGCUCAGAUGUCCCGUCAGAACGGGGCACCCCCCUCCAACAGCAGCCCCCUACAGGGAGGGGCAGCGGUGGGCUGGCCGGGGCCAGCGGCGGGGGCUAGACCCCUCUUCAACAACCAGGUGGYGCCCCAGGCAGGGAAGGCCCUGUCUCCCCAGUUUGCCAUGGGGAGUUUUGUGGGGGGCUCUUCCUCCUCAUUUGGGGUGAUGCCCACCACUGCCGCUCCGACCCCCACCACGGGGGCUAACUACCCAAAUAUCAACCCCCGCGCCAGCCUCAAUACCAACGGAUAUGAUGGCUUGGGGUCGGGGCAGCAGUUUCCCUCCAGGGCAGCGGAGGCAGGUGGCCCAGUGGCAGGGCCAGCAGCAAGUCAGAACAGCGCAGAGCAGCACCCCCACGCACAGAACAACCAGCCUGACAUCUUCCCUGAUGUUCUCGCCAUGCUGGACCAGCCGGCCAACUCAACAACGAUGACUUUGAGAUUCCCAUCUACCCCUCUUCGAGAGUGA